GCUGUCGAAAAGAUACAAACAUUCUUGAGACAGUCUUGCAUUUGCUCAGCGCCCCAGUCUAUAAAAAGCCUCGCGAUAGACUGCGACGAGUCAGUGACCACUGGACAUGGAGCCUCAGAGCGGCGCCACCAACUUCAACCCCUGGCGCGACUACCUGCAGCUGAAAAGCACGCUCCUGCAGGAAGCGCCGGGGUCCCGCGCUUCCUCGGCCCGCUCGGCGGCGGGGGCAGGCUGGCACGAGCUGGCACCGCCGGGCCUCGGCGCCAAGCCUCGCGGCCCCGGAACCGCUUCCACUUCCGCUUCCGGUCCCGGUCCCGGUCCCAAGCAGACCUCGAACGGCGUCGGCUGCACCUUCUGCAGGAAAAACGAAGAGGCGCCGGCGGUGUACACCUCGCACCUCCUGAAGAGGAAGGACGGGACGGUCUCCUGCCCGAUUCUGAGGAAGUACACGUGUCCGCUGUGCGGGGCGACCGGCGACCGGGCGCAUACAGUCAACUACUGCCCACGGCGCGGUGUACCGAGCGCCACCGGCACGGCAGCCCCGCGCUGAGCCUCGCGCUGAGCCCGAUUCGGGACCGGAAGCGCGUGUAACGCGUCACCUCAAGACCUGUGAAGGUGUGUCCUGCGAGGUUCACUGACGUCUUCGAUAAUUAUAUUAUUCGACAAAAAAUCACCUUAACACGAAAGACCCGUGUGUUUAUAUGUUUCGAUGUGUUUUCCUUUAAAUUUGUUUACCAGUGUUUUGUAAAAUUGUUUCUUUUUCACCGUGAUUGUCUGUAGUACUUGCACCAUGUCUGAAAGGAUAUUGCUAUUUGUAUAUGCUUUUGUAUCGAGAAGCUUUUUGUUUCUGAUUUAACAAAUGAAUGUAACUAAUGGGAUUCGAAAGGUUUAUCUGAAGGUUUUUGAAUAUUCCUUGUAAAGUUCUUUAUCAAGACAUUUAUUCCUGAUAAACGUAUUUAUUUCUUAUAAAGACAUUUAAGAUGUCUUUAUGAAAAUUUAGUUGUAUGGUCCUUUCCAAUGUUUUGAAUGUCCAUUUUUUGCCCCGAACCUUUCGAAACAUAUUUAUUAGAGAAUUAUUUUAUUGUGUACAUUUGAGUUUUAUUUCAUUUUCAGGCUACCCACAAUAUGUUUGAAAUAUUAAUAAUCAAUAUUAUUUACAACCUACAAUUGCAGUGAUAGAUUUUUCCAGUGCACAUAAGAUUCAAAGAUUGAUUUCUUGAUUGCAGCACACAUUGUGAUACUUUAACUUGUUCGUAUCAAAGUGUUGAGUAAAAUUACACUUGACCUACAAUCUGUGAAGUUAGUGAAGUAACAGAUCUCGCUGUAUAAAAAUACUAAAACCCCAUUAAAAAGAGUUACAUAA
Lepisosteus oculatus (spotted gar) is the source of this 1363-nucleotide messenger RNA. RefSeq names its product nanos homolog 1-like. Lineage: Eukaryota; Metazoa; Chordata; Actinopteri; Semionotiformes; Lepisosteidae. Gene Ontology annotation, cellular component: perinuclear region of cytoplasm. Gene Ontology annotation, biological process: negative regulation of translation; oogenesis. The record is from RefSeq and is a predicted model, not a curated record. Gene Ontology annotation, molecular function: zinc ion binding; mRNA binding.